Messenger RNA from Didymella exigua CBS 183.55, 1761 nucleotides. RefSeq lists its product as uncharacterized. The record is from RefSeq and is a predicted model, not a curated record. The coding region runs from base 383 to 1501 and encodes 372 amino acids. Lineage: Eukaryota; Fungi; Ascomycota; Dothideomycetes; Pleosporales; Didymellaceae. The transcript is spliced from 2 exons.
GUGUUAACGCUCAGUUCCAUUGGCUUGCUGCUGGAUCCAGCUAGUUUCGCGAAUGGGCCUGGCUUUACCCAUGCCACCGCAACUUGACCCCGGCCCGGUCAUGCAGCGUCACGCAGGACAGAUGCAAUAGCUGUCUAGCGUGCCUAUCUCAUGGGCUUUCCAGCUGUUUAUCUAAUGACACUACACCUCAGCCUUCCGUCCUUCAGCCUCUUCAUGCCUGAUCUCAUUCCUUCCAGCUUUGAUGGUGUUUUGGACCAAGACAGUUCGCAGAAACUCCCACACCAAUACCAACACAUCAAUACUCAUCUUCACUUCUUGCUCACAGUCAACACCUUGGAUGCAUUCAAUCUACUAUGCGCCCAAUACGGGCAGGGGAGAGUCGAUGUCCCGUGAACGCUUGGAACUUCUACGCAGCUCAGCUUUCGAAUCCGAGCACGCCUGGCAGUACGACACAUCGUAUAUGGAACACGAAGCAGCAGCAGUGGCGCUUGAGCAAGAGAUCGAACAGCCGUUAGCAAGUAUAUCGCCCGAUGAGAAUUCAGACGAGCAGAUCCGGAUCAUCAAGACGCAAAUCACAAUCCACAGGGAACGACAAAGGGCUUUGAGGCCACACCUGGAAAGUGGCAGUGGUGACAUUGACGGAUGGGGAAACGAGUGCACCUUUGUACCAGCGCCGAAUCAGUGGGGCGCGAAUGGGGAUCUUGAUGAAGAGAGCGAGACGUUGUCUUCGGCGCACAAGCUUCUCACCUGGCAGUCAUCAUCGCCGAUAUCAGUAACACCUCCCUACUCACCACUGUAUGAUGAGCUACCGUCUCCAGACAUCCCCUACCACUCAAUGCUGGAUGCAUAUCAAGCACCGACAACCUUCCACCUUCAUCGUACGCGUGAAUGGACAGGACUCUCAGGUAGCCGCAACUAUGUCUACACAGCGCGUGAGCACUCAGACAAAUACGCGAUGUACAUGCUCGGUGCGAUGCACCGUGGCGACAACCAAAUCACCUCCGCCGACUUCUUCAGGGUAGCCGAGUACCCCAGAACUUGCAUCCACAUACUCCUUUCCGGUAUCGAAAAGCAGCGUCUGUCCACUUCAUCAAAAGAUGCCGCAUACAAGUCACGGUGCAUCCACCUAGACGUCAAAGAUGCGUUCUCGCAGUCUGUGAAGGAAUAUCCAGAUCGUCAGCAAAAGAUCCCCUGGUCGCCCCGGCGCUUCACAUACGGCGGUCGACGUUUCGUGUGGAAGUCUGGAGACUCCAAGGAUGACUCCAUGCCUGAGACCCUGUGCGAGUUUCGCAAAGAUUGGGCGAAGCCAGGGAGCCGCACCGGAAAGCGCUGCGACGAUGCGCAAACGAUGACGAAACUGGUGUGGGGAGAGAAGAAGAGGAGCGGGAAGGUCGACAGUUACACGAUCCAUUUUGCUGGCGGAAUGGAUCAGGUGUUCAGAGAAAUCCUUCUUGCUAGCCAGAUGGCACGACAGAUCUGCUUGUUCACAGCUAUGAACUGAGCAGUGAAGACGACGAGGGCAGAGCCGGGCUCAUAAGAUUUCUCCCGACUGUACGAUCCGUAACGAUUAGGAAGGAUCGACAUGAUUUUAUGACCGAUAUAUUUCAAGGCGUUUGGUAAUCUCACAGGAGGCGGAAAGAUACCCAUACCACAUACAUUAUCUGGCACUGCUUCGCAUAAUGGCUAGAAUACCAAUCGACAGGUUGAUACCAUACUCUUCGUCCUGGCAAAUCUGCUCGUCUUGGCUUACUGAAACUAGCG